CAACAUUGUAAUACACAUGUAAACAGCAAUUAAUCAUUCCGGUACACUUCACAUCGAAGCUGUUUCAUCUCGCGAAAGUUGUUUUUUUCUGUCGUUAUGCAGCUCUAAAGGCUAUCACUCUUCAUAGCAGUUCGCAAGACGCGCAUAUGUGAAUCUUUCAUGUGCAGGGCGUUUCUCAGUUCACCGCACGUAGCAGUUUCGGUUGUGCCCACCGUCGAGCCUGAAGGGGUUUGGUCGCGUCUUCAUGAAGACAAGUCGGAACCUUCGAAACGCCGAACAGUAUAUGUGUCCCCACAUGCCGCUCAAGUGUCUGUACAUUGAGUAAUAGUUCAUACUUAGCGAACCGGCUUGAACUCGCAGCCGGUUUCGAAGCGUCAAGAUGAGUGCCGUCACUGCGAUUCGACUCUACAUUGACAAGAUGAUAGAAGAAAGUGGGCCGGGAAUGAAAGUGUUGAUGAUGGACAAAGAAACCACGACCACUGUGAGUGUGGUGUACGCUCAGUCAGAAAUGCUGCUCAAGGAAGUCUAUCUUUUUGAGAGAAUUGACGUGUGCGCUGGCACUGAAGCCAUGAAGCAUAUGAAAUGCAUUGCAUUCCUGCGGCCGAUUCGAGAGAAUGUGGAGCUGCUCGUCCAAGAACUGAGAAAUCCUCGUUAUGGUCAAUACUACAUUUAUUUUAGCAACACAGUUAACCGCAGUGACAUCAAGGAGCUUGCGGAGGCUGAUGACCAGGAGUGCAUACAGGAAGUCAAGGAGUUUUUUGGGGACUAUGUGGCCUUGGCACCUCACCUAUUUUCAUUCAACCUUACUGGCUGCUUUCAGGGUCAGCGCUGGAGCACGGCUGCCUUUGAGAGGAGCGUUCAGGGUCUGGUGGCGCUGCUUCUGAGCCUGCGCAAGGCUCCAGUAGUGCGUUAUCAGUGCAACUCGGAGCCAGCUCGGCGGCUUGCUGAAGGCGUCUCGCAAUGGAUGAAACGGGAAGCCAAGCUCUUUGACUUCAGGAAACCGGAGGUGCCCCCAUUACUGCUAAUCUUGGACCGUAGAAGUGAUGUAGUGACGCCACUUCUAAAUCAGUGGACAUAUCAGGCAAUGGUUCAUGAGCUGCUAAAGAUUCAGAACAACCGAGUGAACCUUUCUCAAGUUCCUGGACUCUCACGAGACUUGCAGGACAUGGUGCUGUCAGAAGAUAAUGACGAGUUCUACAGCAAUAAUAUGUACAAGAACUUUGGUGAGAUUGGUUCCAACAUCAAGGACCUCAUGGAAGAAUUCCAAGCCAAGACUAAAAGUCACGAAAAAGUCGAGUCUAUAGCUGACAUGAAGGCAUUUGUGGAGCACUACCCUCAGUUCAAGAAGAUUCAGGGGACAGUGGCCAAACAUGUCACAUUGGUCGGAGAGCUGUCACGUCUAGUCGGUGCCCAUAGCCUACUGGAGGUGUCCGAGGUAGAGCAAGAAAUUGUGGCUACCAGGGACCACUCCGACCUUCUCAAGCGCGUGCGAAGUUUGAUUGGCAGCAGCAAAGUUCGUGACAUUGACUGCCUUCGGCUUGUCAUUCUAUAUGCCUUGCACUUCGAUAAACAUAGCAACAGUGACCUCAGCGGCCUGGUGCAUCUCCUGAAGAACAGAGGGAUCUCUGAAGCCCUUUUAAGAAUGAUACCCGCAGCGCUUGACUUUCAAGAACGCAAGCUCCAGCCUAAUGAUAAGUUCAGUGCUGAUAAUGUUCGUGCUUUUACAAAGAAAGUCAUCAAAGGUCUAAAGGGUGUGGAAAACAUUUACACACAACAUGUACCACUUGUCUAUGACAUACUGGAAGACUUGUUGCGAGGUCGGCUAAGAGACAACGCUUAUCCUCAAGCAUAUGCGCCAUCUGACAGUGGCAGCAUUCUACGCUACCAAGACAUAACGGUGUUCAUUGCGGGCGGAGUGACUUAUGAGGAAUCCCUCUCCAUAUACAAGCUCAAUGUAGCAAACUCUACAGUUCGUAUCAUGUUGGGGGGAACAUGUGUCCACAACUUCUCUAGCUUUCUGGAUGAACUUCGAGCUGCAUCUAGUGAAUAUACAAGGUCGGGAAGACGUCUGUAACAUUGACAUUCCACGUUUUGAAAGUAUGUCCUUCUGUCUAACUGGCAUUAGUGUAUGGCAUCUCACAAGAAGGACGUGGAAUUGAGCCUGGCGAGAUAUUUCUUGUGUAUUAGGAAGUGGUCUGAAGUGCUGCUAUGGAUGUGAAAAAACAUAUGUGGAAGUGGCACCCCCAGCACUUGUUAAAAGAGGAGUCUUUUUGACACCAGGAGCAACUUUGUUGAAUGUGUGUGAAUAUUGUAAAGUUCAUAUUGAGUGUAAGUGCAUACAAUUAAAUAUUGUAUAAAUGAGGACUGUUCUCAUUCUUCAAUGCAUGAGUUAAACUCUCGUAUAAGAUGAGAAUGGUUGAGGUAGUCUAAACAGUUCAUAGAGUUUAUAUUUGCGACCCUAUGGCUUCCCUGCCAUGCAUAAACAAGCGAGACUAAUAAAUCAUGUGUGAGGCAGUUGGCUAUUAUAGAGAGGAUCUAUACUUUCCAGCACCACCCUCUCGUUGCACUACCUAACACAGUGAAGGAUUGGUUCGUGAGUGUAGAAUGCAUUGACAUCCUUAUUAGCUCAGUGAUAGAGCGGCCACCAUACUUUUUAAUCUCUGUACUAGUAUACUCUAAAACAGCGUCUGGACAUGUUGAAAAAUUGCAUGAAGUUAUUUUAUUUUCAUUGGCAUCAUCAUUUGCAGGAGGGCUGUACUAUUACAUAAGGGGGUGUAGUGAAAAUACCUAUGAAGCAUGCCCUUGGAUAUUUCCACAUUCCAGGAAGCUAGCUCUGUGUGUAUUAUUUUGAUCUGAUUGUGUUUAUGUGGACUGUUUGGAACAUGUCAGUGGCAAAGCAAUGCACUUGCACAACAGAGCAAUAUGUACAGUUAGAAUAGUUAAAUUUUUCUGUGUGCUUUUGUGAAAUAGAAAUACAUAAUAU
Rhipicephalus microplus (southern cattle tick) is the source of this 2983-nucleotide messenger RNA. It is a transcript of the gene Vps45, whose product is annotated as vacuolar protein sorting 45. The record is from RefSeq and is a predicted model, not a curated record. Gene Ontology annotation, biological process: vesicle-mediated transport. NCBI's taxonomy places the organism in Eukaryota, Metazoa, Arthropoda, Arachnida, Ixodida, Ixodidae.